AUGUUGGAUGUCAGCGCAUUCAAUGACUCAAUUCUACCCGGCUACACAAGUGCAUACAAUCAAUCUCUUACUCCUAGCUAUUCUUUCGAAUUUCACGGCAUCACCAGAAUUGAAAUUCUGAAUACGCCUGGUCCGCUGAACGAGAACCGUUUGAGAUGGGUCGCCCUACCCCAAAAUCCCUUCAACGGUACAGCAAUUGGCGCUAUCGUUUUAUUGCCAAAUGCGCAAAACGACACAAAACAGCAGAUAAUUGUGUGUAAUCUUGGAGCUGGCUGGGGUGCAACGAAGAUGAAUACUUCAACCGUUUUCACAACACCACAAUCGAUCCUGAGUGAAGUCAGCAUCGAAACAGAUAUCAACUCCCCGGGUGUGUUGGGAACACCAUCUGCAGAGUCAGACGUCUUAGGAGCCGAUGGCUACUUUGAACUUCCAGGCUACCCUCAACGUACAGUGACUGUGACCGAGGAAUGGGCUGCAUAUCUCAAUCCUUCAGUUCCCUUGUUGAAUACAACUUUGUUUCAUUAUUUGAUGGCUUCAAACGUUACUUCAGUCCACCCCGCACCUAAUGUCAAGAUAAUCCUGAGUUCUUUGUUGGCUAUUGGCCUUGGCAGUCUUGGAUCUACAAGCACGUUGCAAGGCACGAUAAGACAAGUCACGCAAUCCGAUGGUUCUUCUGCCAUCGAUGGGGAUUACUGGUUCUCUGGAAAAGGCAACAUCUUCGAAGUUGACGCCAGUGAUAGCAAAGAUUGGGUUAAAUUCCAUGUUGAUUCCGUUCUUGAAGGCUAUGCCUACAGCGCCCGCGGCACCAUUCCAAAGCUUGCCAUCUGUCUGCUUAUGAUCUAUUGUGUUUUUGCCAUUGCCCAUGUCCUAUACGCGGGUAUCUCAGGUAUCUCUUCUACCUGCUGGGACUCCAUUGCGGAGGUCACAGCCUUAGCAGUCAAUUCACCGCCUACGAAAGCACUCCGCAACACCUGCGCCGGUAUCAGCGAAUUCGACAUCUUCAAGCUGCCUGUGCGUAUCCUAACUAUGCGCGACGAUGAGGGUGAUGGUGAACAUCUGGAAUUGGUCUUCGGCAGCGUGGACGAAAAAUCGGUGGAGCAUAGGGUUAUCAAGGCCAAUAGAGUGUACGGUACCGUGCCGUCCAUGAAGCCACACGAGAAGAUCCAGUAG
This is a messenger RNA of Letharia columbiana, 1170 nucleotides long. RefSeq lists its product as uncharacterized. The transcript has a single exon. Bases 1 to 1170 code for a protein of 389 amino acids. NCBI's taxonomy places the organism in Eukaryota, Fungi, Ascomycota, Lecanoromycetes, Lecanorales, Parmeliaceae. The record is from RefSeq and is a predicted model, not a curated record.